Linum trigynum is the source of this 3736-nucleotide messenger RNA. The record is from the annotation of a GenBank genome assembly. NCBI's taxonomy places the organism in Eukaryota, Viridiplantae, Streptophyta, Magnoliopsida, Malpighiales, Linaceae.
UUCCCACCUAAGUAGUUGCUUGAAUUAUAGUAGAGUACUCGACCACUCUCCAUUAUUUACAUUUUUUUUUAUAAAUGAGCUAAAUCAUAUCAUUAGUGUAGAAGGAGAUUGAGAUGGGAUAGCACAUAAUUGGAGUCAGUCGGCCGUCACCGUGAUUACGAGCAUGAUCGCACGUGCAUGGUAAUCAUUAUUAUUAUUAUCAAACCCACGACGACAACUAUUCUUCUCUUCAAACCUAAACAACGUUUUAACUAGCCCUUCUUUCUCUAAUCCACGCCCUUCCCAGAAGGAUGAUCAUGCAGCACCAACCCAUUAACGAUUAAACAAAUAUAAACUCAAUUACGACAGCAGUCUAAUCACUCGGCUCGGCUACACAUUCAUUAACGAUUAUAAUGGGCCAGUCAAAUAUAUUAAUUAUUCUCCCAACUAUGAUUAUCAUGCUAAUUAAUCUAAAUUAUUAUGAUUAUUAAUAUAUAGCUAAACGACAACAUCCGUCCGUCAUUAAGCAGCCCAUAAUGGAUAAUGGGCCCUAACUGGAUAUUCGGCCCAUAUGAUUGUUGGCUGAUAAUUCAGCUGGGUCCACGAGGAAGAAGAAGAAAAAGUAAAUAGGCGCACUUUUUGUCCACUCAAAAAAGUUUCCCGCGGUUCAACCAAAGGGAUGAAAAUGUAAAUUAACUGCCCGUCAAUUCUAAAAAAAAAAAAAAAACUGCCCGUCUGAUUACAUCUGCGAGCGACACGUCAAAGAUUUAGCGGGACCCACCAUAUUUUUUUUUAUUUUAAUUUCUUGCACCAGAGGAAAUAUUUACUUUCCCCGAAUUUUCUUACCGCGGAUUCUUCCUUUCCCAGAUUUUCCCUCCUUCCUUUCUUUCCCAGAUCUGGGUAACCCGCGAUUUUGUGUUCUUGAUCGAAGGAGGGAAUAAAUAAAAAAACAAGAAAAAUUCAGGAAAAUUGUUGCAUUCUUUAUCGACGAAUUUGGUAAAUAUUUCAUUGUUUUCAAUCCAGAGGUGAAAAAAAUGGGAAUGCAAGGAGAAGGAAAUGGAUACGGAGACGGCGGCAGCAAUGUAGAUCACAAGUACUCGAGGAUAGAUUACGCCGGCAGCGAAGCGGCGGACACACCGUCGUCGGAGAAAGCCAUUGCCGUGAAGAAAAACGAUACGAGGAAAUACGUGUUUGCCUGUGCCAUCUUCGCCUCUCUCAAUUCCGUGCUCAUGGGUUAUGAUGUGGGUGUAAUGAGCGGAGCAGUGAUCUUCAUCCAAGAAGACCUCCAGAUAUCAGAAACCGAAGAAGAAGUCCUGGUCGGGAUCUUAAGCAUUGUCUCCCUAUUCGGGAGCUUAAUCGGAGGCAGAACAUCGGAUAUCAUAGGCCGAAAAUGGACGAUAGCAUUAUCAGCCAUCAUCUUCCAAUCAGGAGGUGCAAUCAUGGCUCUUGCACCUUCCUUCCGGGUCCUGAUGAUAGGCAGGCUCAUGGCUGGAGUAGGGAUAGGGUUUGGAGUCGCGAUUGCUCCGGUGUACAUAGUAGAGAUCGCGCCUUCAGUGGCGAGAGGGUCCCUGACCUCAUUCCCAGAGAUUUUUGUAAAUUUCGGUAUACUCUUAGGGUACAUUUCGAACUAUGCAUUCUCGGGCCUAUCGGUCCACAUGAGCUGGAGGGUCAUGCUUGGUGUAGGCAUCUUGCCUUCAAUCUUCCUGGGUUUUGCACUGUUCGUGAUCCCCGAAUCGCCUAGAUGGCUGGCAAUGAAGAAUCGUAUCGACGAGGCAAGGUUGGUGCUUUCCAAGACCAAUGAAAGUGAGCAAGAAGUGGAAGAGAGAUUAGCUGAAAUUCUAGUAGCUGCAGAGGAAGCCAAUACUGAGAGAUAUGACAAGAAAGCAGUGUGGCUUGAAAUUCUAAACCCAUCUCCAGCAGCCAAGCGAAUGCUAAUCACCGGCUGCGGAAUCCAAUGCUUUCAGCAGAUCACAGGUAUAGAAGCUACAGUUUACUACAGCCCAACAAUCUUCAAACAUGCCGGAAUCCAGGGGAAUGCUCAGGUUCUUGCAGCAACAGUUGCCGUGGGGUUCACUAAAACUGUGUUUAUCUUGUUUGCCACAUUCUUGAUUGAUAGACUAGGUAGAAAGCCAUUGCUUUACUUGAGCACAGUUGGGAUGACUAUGAGCUUGCUUUCAUUGAGCCUGACCUUAUCAUUCCUGAGGGAUAAUGGAGGGCUUGGGAUCACCAUGGCAUUGCUAUCUGUUUGUGCCAAUGUGGCUUUCUUCUCGGUGGGGCUCGGUCCGAUCUGUUGGGUGCUUUCAUCGGAGAUCUUCCCGUUGAGGCUAAGGGCUCAGGCGUCUGCUCUGGGAGCCGUCGCGAGCAGGGUGAGCAGCGGUCUAGUCACCAUGACGUUUCUCUCGGUGUGUCGUGCGAUCACAGUUGGUGGGACUUUUUGUGUGUUUGCUGUCAUCUCUGGUCUUGCUGUUCUGUUUGUGUAUGGUUGUGUGCCCGAGACGAAAGGGAAAUCGUUGGAGCAGAUCGUGAUGCUGUUCGAGGACGGUGGUGGGGACUGGCAAAGGCGUGAAGUUGAAUUGGGAGAUGCAGAACGAUUGGUAUCGAAGGAACGACUGUCUGAUGUAUCAUGGUGAAGAGGUUGUGGGGUUCGAUAUAGGAGGACUCUUAUAUACUUGUACACGAAACAGAUGUAUAGAAUGUAGAGUGACUCAUUUUUUCUUUCCAUCCUGAGAGCUGUGGAUUCAAGCUACUCUGCAAUGUUCCAUGAAAGUGGCUUCACAAAGAUGGGGCUGGUAGAUGAAUAGUGUUGCUGCUGCUGGUAGAUGAAUGUUGAAGUAAUGAGAGAACUCAGAACAUCAUUGAAUUUGACCUCUUAUGUGUGACUCAUGUGUUGUAAAUGCUAAAUACGGAUUUUUUAAAUACAAUGUUGAUCGUACAAUUUGAGUACCAUAACUCGUAAGUUACCGUUAGUGUGACAGUAAAAUCGAGUGAGGUUGUUGAUUAGAUGACAAACAAACUCCUUAGAACCAAGGGUUGGAGAUGAUAUCAUCCUUUUUCCAUGGUUGAACAACCACAAUCUCAUUGAAGUCGCAUGAGCUUCACUAAAUCAAAAGCUGCAUAUAUCAGCAGCCAAUUGUUGGUUUGAGGAAAUAUAUGUAGCAGUUUCCUAGGAGGAAGCAUGACCUCAAACAACUGCCAGAUGCCACUAGCAGACAAUAAAGAAACAAAUAACAAAGAAUAAAACAUGUCAAUGGUCCAAAUUGAUGCAGAAGAGGCCAAUAAGUUUAGGGUGCCGUUUAUGUUUAUUGGCUUGAGGCCAACAUAAAUGUCCCUUUUUUAUUUUUAUUUUUGUCAUAAGACACAAACAUUCACUAAUUUUUUUUAUGCCGCAUUCGAUAAAUUGUUUCAUCCUGUUUAUAUUUUCAAUUUGGUUUAGAGUUUAGACUAAUUUCACUUGAAGGAUGUGAAGUUCAAACAAAUAUCAUUUCGACCUAUUCAAGGAAAAUCUAAACAUAAAUAAAUUUAUAAAAACAAAUAUAUUCUUUCGAUUUUCACGAUUUGAUAUACUUUAUCAAGACUCCUUCCUUCCUUAUUAACUUGUUGGAGCAUUAUGUGUUGAUCAACCCACAAAAAAUGAGCUUUCCUCUCGUCUCUUAAUCCUUCCAACUCCGCCAAUAACAUCGGUAGGAUGCUCAUUUAUAGAUAAACCAAGCAACGCCAACUAUAUUAAGCAGUUAACUAAUGAAGUAACAUACAUUUA